CGUCAUACUCCGUCCACCCACCAGAAAGUCUGCGGAGCUGCUCUGACCUCUUCCGGCGAAGGCGUAAUACACCCCAAUUCCUGCAGAGAUGACCAACAUUAAGGUGAAGACCACAUAGUCCCACACAUUGAAGGUGCGGGAAGAGUUUAGGCUGGACAGAAGACGGCAGAUGAUGAAGGCUGAAGACGGACAGGAAUCUCUACAGGAAAUUAAAUCAGGUAGGUAGCCAGGUAAGUUGAACGGUAUUGAUCAACAAGACCAGACAGUGAUGGUAUGGGGGGAGACUGAUUAAAUACUGUGGGUAUGACAGGUAUGUUGAAAUGGAAUUCCGGUGAAGCUGAAGGGUCUGGUGUUAAUGAUGGCACUGAUUCUGUGACAGCUACAAGGUUGUUAAUUCAUGGGGAAUGCCACAGUGCCUACGUUUCGUCAUUUCUGCCGUCAUCGAAACAGUUUUAUUUGAUUAGACUUGGUGGUAUUCCACCCUAAACAAUAUACUUUCCCCAUUCAGUUGACUGUCUGCAGAGGCAGUGACAAAAAAAACUCUGGCCAGAGAGAGAGGUGUGUGAAAGUGUGUGUGUGAGUGAUGGUGCACCAUGGUAGACGGAAUGCCAUGAACAGCUGUAUUCAAAUAUUCUAGCCAGGCACACUAUGUCGAUUAUGCCCAAUAAAAUAAUGGUCAUGGAUGAAUUUGGCUAACUAUCCUGAUCUGGGUUAUUAUUGUGGCAGAAAGAAACUGCCACACUUGCGCAGCGAAUAUCUUGGGAAGGCAGAGCAAGCUUGCCAUAUCCACCCCACACUUAAUGUUUCUUUUCUUUUGCAGCAUGUCAUGAUGAAUUCCAUCGAAUGGAACUGAUUCUGUUCUAAAUGUAUAAAAUCUUGUCUUGUGAUUGUUAACAUGUUAAAAGUGGGAUGAGUGUUAUCCAGGGUGAAAAAUUAUUUGUCGUCUAUAUGUUGUCUCUAACAAAAGCUUUUUAAGGUUUCCAUUCACAGGUAAAAGUCAUUCAAGGAUAUUCAUCCUACUAAUCCGGGUGCUGAUGUAUUGUUAACUGUAUAAAAAACAACAGUGUUGUUGUCUUGUUUUGUUCUUGUUGUUUUGUCUGUUUCUGCUCCAUAUUCUCCAUGUCUACCUCUAUCUAUCAUAUAUAGGUACUGUAUGAGUAGAGGCUAUCAGAAGAUUACCUGAGAUAUCUUAAUAGAACCAGAUUGGCCUUCUGUGUGACACCUGAUUGUGACAAUGGAAGGAUCGACGAGCACCUUAGCAGCAAAGGGGAAUGGAACAGAGAGACUGAAUGCUGAAGCACAGAAUGAAAGGAUUGAGACAUGUUUGUCACGUUUUCUGAAAGGCUCGCAAAAGUAAACAUUGAUGUCAUUCAUCGCAUUGACAGGACUGGAAGUUAUGCUGAGGAGGUAGAAACCUAUUUUUAUGAAGCCCUGAUAAAAUGGAAAGACUUGAAUUUGACAGACCACUUCUCGAAGUUUUUUCGAGAGGUGUCAAGCAAGAGUCAGUCUUUCAACAUGCUGGUGUUUCACCAAAGCGCCAUUGUGGAGAGUCUGAAGACCUACCUUUCAGUAAAGAACAACAUGGCUUACCAGCCUCUUCUGGAUCUUGUAAUUCAACUGGCUCGGGACCUCCAGAUGGACUUUUACCCUCACUUCUCUGACUUCUUCACCAUCAUCACAUCUAUACUGGACACACAAGACACAGAAGUGUUGGAAUGGGCCUUCACAUGUCUGUCGUACCUGUACAAAUACCUGUGGAGGAAGAUGGUGAAGGAUAUGGACAAGAUAUACUGUCUUUACAGUAAACUUCUGGCGCAUAAAAAGGAUCACAUCCGCAACUUUGCUGCUGAGAGCUUCUCUUUUUUGAUGAGAAAGGUUACAGAUUAUGACGCGCUCUUCACACUCAUGUUCUCCGACCUGGCAGAGCAUCCUCAGAAGGCCAAAGGAGUCGGUCAGCUGAUCUUUGAGAUGUGUCGAGGAGUCCGUAACAUGUUCCACUCCUGUGCCUCUACAGCUCUUCCGAUGGUGUUGCAGAAGCUUGGCCCAGCAGUCGGACAGGAUGUUGAAUUACCUUGGGAUACUAUCAAAGUAGCUUUGGACCACAUGGCUGAGUCUUCAGCCAACUAUGUUCACAAAGAACACCUGCUGGUCCUGUGGGACUCCUUACAGGGCUCUCUGAAAGAAGUUCUUGGAAAGAUGGAGACAAGCAAUGCCGACUCGGCUAAUGAACACUUGGAGAGGAUUCUGUACAUCUACCACACACUUGUGGAGCAUCGCAAAGGAGAAAAGAUCACAAAACCACAGUCUGUUUGUGAGACACUUCUGCAGCUAGUUCAGGCACCAGGACUGUCCUACGCCUGCUCCAGGCUGCUUUUACAAGUAGUCUCUGCUCUGUUGAUGGGGGAGAAUCUGUCAUUACCUACCAGCAGCAUCCACGAACUGGUGAAAAAGGUCUUCCAUACUGGGAUUGACAGAGACCUCAUAUUGUCAUUUACAAAAGAGAUGUUUGACAUGAAACAGUUUGAGCAGGUUUUCUUGCCCAGUUUGCUGCAGUAUCUGGAGCAGCUCUUCUGCACAGAGGACGCUGUGAACCGACAGCUGGUUCUGGAACUGCUGGUUGGUCUGAUUCUGUCCAAAGCUCCACCCCCAACUGAUGGCUCUAUGGCUUUUGAGAAGUACCCAUUAGUCUUCACUGGACAGACUGUCAGGUCAACUGGACCUGAAAAAGACCAGUCGGUCUCUGUUCCCCAGCGGAUUCUUUCUCUCAUAGACAUCCCCAUCGAUCAGCCGAUCUCUGACCUUUCUCAUCUUUGGGCUGCACUAGUGCUCCUACCGCACGUCAGGCCAUUAGAAGCAUCAAGCGUUAUACAAGUCGUCACUGCACUACUGAACAGGUUGCUGCAGGACGUGUGCAGUGAAACUCUGGGGCGAGGUGGGCUGUUUGUAGCUAGACAGGCUCUAAGCACUCUGCUCAGUUUCAAGGAGACUACAGCUGUACAAUCACUCCUGCCAGUAGAGCUGGUCAGAAACAUCAUCGAGAAACUCCCCACUGAUCUUUCAGCGCUGUUGUUAGGAGAUCUGUACUACACCAGACUGGCACUCAAUGGCUGCUCAGCUCAGCUGUCCAAUGAUUCCCUGCUGGAAUUGUGCAAUAUACUGCAUUACAAUUUUUCUUCCAACAUUUCCAAGAUUCGUUUGCUGACCCUCAGAAUAUUGUCAAACUUUGAGGCUGACCUUCCUAAACGAGCAGAGGGAGAGGAGAGCUCAAAUGCGCAGACGGUGUUCGCCGUGUGUCUGCAGGCAGAGCAGGUCCCGGCCACAGUGCAGGACUACAGGGAGAAACUACUACAUCUUCGUAAACUCCGUCAUGACCUGGUGCAGCACUGUCUGCCUAACGGACCUUUCCAUGAGGUUCCUCUUCGAUAUCUUAUUGCAAUGCUGUUUGUCAAUUUCCGACCUCUUUGGGAUGCUGUUAUUGAACUGUUGGUGUCGCAUGCUAAAGAAAUGGACAACAAAUCUUUUUGGAAUGUUUAUUAUGAACAUCUGGAAAUGGUUGCUGGUCUUGCUGAGGAAGAUCUCCGGGCAGAUGAUGAUGAUGACGAUGAUGAAGGAGGUGGUGGAAAACAUCAAGCCACAAAGCAGCUUAGAGGUCCAGGGACCAGCGUGAUCGAGAGCGGGGACAUGGGAGUUUUGUUUCUGGAAGAGCUGGACAAGGUGCUGAAUCCCACUGAGCGAACAGACUUCACAAACUUCCGUGGCUUGCUUUGGCAAGCCAUGUCCAAGUUUCCAGAAAGAGUGGAGCCACGCAGCCGAGAGCUCAGCCCAUUACUGCUGCGCUUCAUCAGUAAUGAGUUCUACCCAUCUGACCUGCUAAUGGCUCCCACUCAGGACCUCAUGAAGAAAAGCAGCUCUUCAUCAGAGCAGGAAAUGGGUGAAGAUGAAGAUGCUGAAAUGGAAGAUGAUGAAGAAAAGGUGGAAGUUUCCAAACAAUCCAAGAAGAAGAGGCCAAGAAGAGCAGCAGCCAAGCAGCUCAUUUCUCACUUGAAGGUCUUUUCCAAAUUCACCAACCCAAAAUCUUUAUACAUGGAGGCAAAUCUGAGUGAGCUGUACACCCAGCUCCUGUGCCAUAAAGAUCAACAAAUCCAGAAAAUAGCACUUGACUGUUUGAUGACAUACAAAGACCCAAAUAUUCUCCCUUACAAAGAGAAUCUGGUGAGACUUCUGGAUGACAAGAAUUUUAAAGAUGAGAUUGUCCAUUUCAACAUUGCAGAAGAAGGAGCUGUGGUACUUUCGUCACACAGACCCCAACUCAUUCCCAUGCUUAUGAGGAUACUGUACGGGAGGAUGUGCUCUAGGGUUGGUAAUAGGUUUCAGAGUAAGGCGAGCACGUCUUCACGCUCCUCCAUAGUGCUGCGCUUCCUGGCGGGCUGUCUGCCAGAGGAGUUGGGCAUGUUUAUAGAUCUUCUUCUGGAGCCUGUUCGUCAUCACGCUGAAGGAGCAUGCCUGGCCGCGGUAGAUCGAGCCAUAGGUGAAACGAACCUGUCUGCUGUUCUCCCUCUGGGUCGUCAGCACAGCCUGCUCAACACCAUAGAGUUGCUCAUCAAGAAACUAGGUCAUCUCAUCCAAAUCUACCUGCCCAAAGUUUUGCAGAUCUUGCUGUGCAUCACAUCCUCUGUGUCAUUUGUACUGGAUCACAGAGAGCAGCUCAAGCCUGGUUGCAUCAAUCCUCUGAAGAACUUGCGUCGUCUGGGGAUUCUGCGCAUAAAAGACUUCUUUGAUGGCUUUGAGUGUUACAACUUCACUGCAGAUGAGCUGGACGCUGUCUUCCAAGCCAUGGUGUGGCCUCAGGUGUGCCGUUUGCCCACUGAAAGCACGUAUGCACCAUCGCCCCUCCUGAAAGUCAUCCAUGUGUGGACCCAAAACGCUAGAUUUUUCCCGUUGCUUGCUAAGCAGAGACCUGGCCACCCUGAAUGUGAUGUCCUGCUCAAUGUUUUUGCUCUGUUAUCCUCCAAAAACGCGUCUGCCGUCACAGUGGCCAUGGUGAUGGACAUAGCCGAGACCUUGCUGACUGCUCCAGACUUUGAACCCAAGGAGAAUGAGGCAGAGUUGAUUGUGAAUGACUGUGUGAUACCUGAAAGCUGUGAUGUAUCAGAUCCUCUGACUAUCGGCUGCCGUCUGCUACUUCCUCACAUCCCAGCACUGCUGCAGUACCUCGGCGGAGUCGUGCGCAACUCUGAACGCCUGAAAAAGAAAAAAUUCAGAGUUCAAGUCAGCAAAGAGCUCAACAUCCUUUCAAAGAUCAGCAGAUUUGUGACUGAAAAAGGACAGAGUGCAACAUUAACUGGUUUGCUUCUACCUUACCUUCACAAACCCAAAACUGCACAGGAAACAGAGUUGGAUAUCCUGGGUACUGUGCAGAACCUGCUGAGACAGUGUUCAGACCCCAGCGUGUUCCUCAAGCCUCUCAGCAAACUUUUCUCCACCAUCCACAACAGACUUUCACGUCAGGCUCUGUGUGAAGUGUUCCAGGCUCUGUCAGACAUGGACAGUGAACUGAAAUACAUCACAGACAUUGUCUUUGAGCUCAACGCAUUUGACAGCCGCCAUCUAGACGAGAUUCACUUUGACGUGCGUCUCAUGGCGUUCCAGAAGGCCACCAAGCACAUUAAAGAGAUGAGUACGCUGGAUAUGAGAUACCUGACCGCUGUCAUGCACAACUGCUUCCAUUCAUUAGAGAUCGGCGACAUGUCUCUGGCAGACAGCGCCACCAUGUGUUUGUCAGCCAUAAUAGCACAGCUCUCAGAAAUCGGAUGCCCAGAGGCCGAAUACAAGGAGAUUGUGCAGUACACGAUACUGGAUGCACUGCAAAAGGGUUUGAAGAGCAAGACUGAGAGUGUACGAAAUGAAUACACUACGAUUCUGGCCUGCCUGGUGAAGACAUUUCCAAACCGAUCAGAGUUUCGCGAUCUGGUUCAGCUGACGGCUUAUACUGAUCUUGAAGCAGAUUUCUUUGAGCUUAUGAAGCACAUACAGGUUUACAGAAGGGGUCGAGCGCUCAGGAAAUUUGCCAGGCAGCUGACCGAGGGCCAGAUUGUGAUGUCGUCACGCUCAAUGCAGAAUUACAUCAUGCCCUACGCCAUGAUCGUUCUAGUUGAUGAAAAACUGUUAAAGUAUGAACCCAUGAGAACAGCUGCCAUAGAAGUUAUUGGUGCUGUGUGCAAACGCUUGACCUGGUCCAAGUACUUGUUCUACGUCAAACACUUCGUCCAUAUUUUACAGUCUGGAGUAGCUGAGCAGAAACUGUCUGUCAGUUUGUUGCUGACUGUUCUUGAUGCGUUCCACUUUGACCAUGAGACUCUCAGUAAAGAAAUCGAGGCGGCCAAAAACAGGGAAACCGAAGAGCCCAGUGUUGUGGUGGAAGAGGAAGAGGCCGAGGCAGCAGAAACCAUGGACACAGAUGAAAGUGAUGCUGAAGAUGCCAUGGAAACCGAUGAGGCUGAAGCAGUCGUUUCCACAGUAAUGGAUGCUGAGACGGAAGACCCUGCUAAACCAAAAGGCAAAGAGAGCCAAGUGAAGAAAGUGGCUCCUGUUGUCAACAGUGGGCUUCCACAGAGUAAACAGGAUCUAGAAGCACUCGUUUCCUCCAUUCAUCACACGCUCAUUCAGACCGUCCUGCCUAAACUUCACAAGUGCCUCACUGCGAAGGUUAAGCGAGAUGAUGAGCACAAGAUGGUAAAGUCUAAGGAUGUGAAAGAAGAAGAAGUGACCAGAGUGCCUAUUGCAUUCGCCAUGGUUCAACUCAUGAAGUCUCUGCCAAAGGAUGUCAUGGAAGCAAACUUGCCAGGCAUUCUUCUGAAAGUGUGCGUCCACCUGAGGAGCCGUUUCCAGGAGAUCCGUGAUGUCGCUCGCAACACUUUGAUGAAGAUCAUAGAGACACUUGGGCAUCAAUACCUUCAUUAUCUGCUCAAUGAGAUGCAAGCGGUCUUAGUGAAGGGGUAUCAGGUCCAUGUUUUGACAUUCACAGUGUACCAAUUGCUUACUGUCCUAAAACCAUCUUUGGCCGCCGGGGAUCUUGACCCAUGCAUGGACAUGCUCAUCACGAUCUUUAACAACGAGCUGUUUGGAGCCGUAGCCGAGGAGAAGGACGUCAAAGGAAUAGUUUCCAAGGUGAUGGAGGCCCGUCACAGCAAAAGCUCCGACUCGUACGAGCUGCUCGGCCAGUUCUGCAGUCAGGAGCGCGUCAUCCACCUCAUCCUGCCACUCAAAGAGGUGCUUGAGAACACGAAUAGUUUGAAGGUGUCAAGGCGAGUGCAUGUUGUGCUUAAGAGGAUUGUGAUGGGACUUAUGCUCAAUCAGAGCAUGAGCCCUCAGUCCAUCCUACUGCUCUGCCACGGGCUCAUCAGUCAGAGUCUCCCGCUCAUUACCAGCAAGAACAAAGAGAAGCCUCUUCCACCUCCAGACCCUCGCCUGCCUCCGCCAAGCUGUUUACUGCUGCCCGCCACUCCUAAGAGAGUAGGGGUGAAAGCUGCCAUUAGUAGCAAAACAAACAUGCACAUCCUGGUGGAAACGGGUCUCAGUUUGCUUCACUGUAGUCUGAAGACUUCAAAGAUCAACUCAUCUUGCCCAUCAGUAAGGGAGAUGUUGGAUCCUUUUGUCUCUCUCCUCCUGGACUGUCUUAACUCCAUGCAUGUGAAGGUGAUUACCGAGGCUCUGCAGGCCUUCAUCUGGAUCUUGAAGUUUCCUCUGCCAGCGGUGGAACAGAAUUACGACCAGCUGACCAAGCAGCUCUUUGUCCUGCUGAAGGAGUACGCCAAAGCUGGUGCCGCCCAUGGCAUGAACUUCCUCCUGGUUCAGAACUGCUUUAAGGCCAUAACUGUUUUGGUUAAGAGUGUGAGGAAACAAAUAACAGAAACGCAGCUGCAAGUGCUUCUGGGAUAUGCUGAGGAGGACAUUUAUGAUAACUCUCGGCGAGCCACAGCGUUCGGCCUCCUGAGGGCGAUUCUUUCCAGAAAACUGGUGGUGCCGGAGAUGGAGGAUGUUAUGAAAAAAGUGGCCAAGUUUGCCAUCGACGGGUCAAACGAACAGGUUCGCAUGCGCUGCAGACAGAUCUACCUGAAGUAUCUGAUGGACUAUCCACUGGGGAAGAAACUGAGGAAACAUUUUGACUUCAUUGUUGCUCAGCUUACUUAUGAAUAUGACACUGGGAGACAGUCUGCGCUUGAGUUGAUGGCUUACAUUUUCAAGAAUUUUCCUCAGGAUAUCUUGCACGAGCACUGCGGUUUGUUCUUUGUGCCUCUGUCAUUGACCAUGUUGAACGAUGAUUCUGCAUCCUGUAAGAAAAUGGCGGCUCUGGCCAUCAAGUCUCUGCUGAAAGAGUUGAAUUUGCAGGAUCAAAAUUCCAUGUUUAACCUGGUUAACAGCUGGCUUACAGGCGAGAAGACGACUAUGCGGAGGCUGGGAGCUCAGGUUUGUGGGCUGUUUGUGGAAGUUCAAGGGGAAAAGUUCAGCCAGAGACUGAGUGUCCUGAUUCCUCUCAUCGAGAAAGAGAUCCACACUUCCAACUUCGAGGAUAUUGAGGAAGAGGAGGAUGAGAAGGCUGCUGACAGGCUGCUGUUCUGUUACCUCACGCUCAUCGUCAAACUCAUCAAAGAAUGCAGCUUUUUGGAGCUCCACAAACCUGCAGACCUGCUCAACAACAUCUGGGGUCAUAUUUAUUCCCAUCUGCGUUACCCUCAUUCGUGGGUGUGGCUGACCGCCUCUCAGAUCUUUGGUUUGCUGUUUGCUGCUCAUAAACCCGAGGAUCUGUUGGCCUUACGGAGUUCUCAGGGGAAAAAUACCACACACCCUAUAGCCACCGUUUUUCUCACAGAUGACCUGUAUCAGAAGAUGAGAGAGCUGGUCCUGUCCUUCUGUUACCAACUGCAGUCCAAGUUCUUGGAUAUUUCUGCUGGGGAGCAGGUGGUGAAGAACUUGAUUUACGCAGCCAAGGUGAUCUAUCUCAUCUCGCCAGAGUCCGAUACAGUGAAUCCAACUGAAGAACAGGAGGAGGUAGAGGGUGCAGAGGAAGAAACGACGGAUAAAACGGAGGGGAAUGAAGAGGAAGAUAAGGAGCAGAAGGACAAGCCAGCGUCUCUCCUCUGGGUGAUGAAGAAGCUUUCAUUACUGGCCAAAAGAGAAGCAGCAGACACACCUAAAGUGCCUUUGAAGAGAACUUGCGUUUUUAAGUUCUUAGGAGCCAUGGCUGUGGAUCUCGGAAAAGACCGGCUUGGACCGUAUCUGACCACUAUCAUUGCUCCUCUCUACAGAGAGCUGGACAGCACAUAUGCAGACCAAGACCCCACACUGAAGAACCUGGCUCAGGAAUUAAUCGAGCUGUUGAAGAAGCUGGUCGGUCUGGAGCGAUUCUCACUGGCUUUUGUCGCAGUGCAGAAAGAAGCCACCCAGAGACGAGCUUCACGCAAGAAAGUCAAGGCCGUGCAGGCUGUUGUAAAUCCUGACAUUGCUGCCAGAAAGAAGAUAAAGAAGCAGCUAAAGAAAAACGAGGCCAAAAAGAGGAAAAUCGAGUUUGUGCGUACAGGACAUAAAUCAAAGAAACAUAAAAGGAGCUCGCUGAAGGACUUGGCCAUGAUCAGUUGAUCCAUUUUUCUGCUAGUUAAUGUUUUUUUGCAAUUUAAUACAGUACAUCCAAGACCACAAGGGACAGUACCUGAACUCUUUUCAGUGGUAAGAGGACUGAUAGUUUAUAUCAAUAUAUGGAUUUGUGCAAAGUUUUUAAAUAAAGAAAACUUGCAAAAACA
Molecule: messenger RNA, 9797 nt
Organism: Megalobrama amblycephala (Wuchang bream)
Lineage: Eukaryota; Metazoa; Chordata; Actinopteri; Cypriniformes; Xenocyprididae
Gene: utp20
Product: UTP20 small subunit processome component
Exons: 63
Coding region: 1321-9636 (2771 amino acids)
Cellular component (GO): 90S preribosome; nucleolus; small-subunit processome
Source: RefSeq, a predicted model, not a curated record